AUGUUUAGUUAUCUCAUUGUCGGCGCCGGCCCUUCCGGGCUCUGCGCGGCCAAGACAAUCCUUGAGUGCGAGCCUGAUGCGGAUCUGAGGAUCCUUGAUGCGAACAAGACCGUUGGCGGCGUCUGGGCCACGGAGAACCUCUACCCGGGCCUGAAAACCAACAAUUUGCGUGGCGGAAUCGACUUCUCUGACUUUCCCAUGGAUGACAGCUUUGGGGUCGCCGCAGGAGAGCAUGUUACCGGAGAAGCAAUGCACGAAUACCUCAGAGCCUACGCCGAACGAUCCAAUCUUGGCCAUCUGAUCGAUUUUGAAACUUCGGUGCAGGAAAUCUCGCCUCUGGAGGGCCAACAGGGCUGGAAUCUGAAGGUCCAGACCAACUCUGGCGCAGCUGGCAUGGCUGUAACGCUACAAACCAAGAAACUGAUCAUUGCAACUGGUAUCACGAAUGUGCCGCAUCGUCCUCUCCUCAUCGGCUCCACAACCUUUGAUGGACCUAUCAUACAUUCUGCCGAACUAGGAGCGAACGCGUCGUUUGUGCAUGAAGAUGGCCCAUUCAAGAAGAUUGCAGUCAUAGGAGGAGGGAAAUCCGCUUUCGACGCCGUCUUUAUCGCAGGCAAGGCAUACAAAACCGUGCAAUGGAUCAUGCGCAAGUCUGGCAAAGGCCCUGAAUGGAUUUUCCCGGCACAUACAAAGAUUGGCCCCUUCAAAUUCGUCCGUGAACGUCUAGCGACGCGUCGCAUUAUCAGUUGUUUCAGUCCCUGUCUGUGGGAAGACGGCAUGGGCUGGAUCCGCCAUUUCCUCCAUUUCAACAACAAGGGAAAGCAAAUCACACAGAAGUUCUGGGCCAAUCUGUACAAGCAGACACUUGCACAAUGCAACAUGCUGAGCCAUCCAUACACUGCUGCUUUGGAGCCUGAGACAAGCCCAUUCUGGUACGGCACCGCCUCCGGCGUGUACAGCUACGAUCCCACCAUCUACGGCAUGGUCGCCGACGGCCAAAUCAGCAUCUACCGGGAAGACAUUUCCUAUUUGUCCAAGCACAGCGUCAUACUGGCCAAUGGCACAACUGUCCGUGCCGAUGCAAUCAUCACGGCAACAGGAUUCUCAGCCAAACCCACCAUCAGAUUCACUCCGUCCAAACUGCAUUCUGAUCUAGGCAUCCCAUCUGACUUCCUUACCCCCGAACAGCACGAGUUCUGGAAUGCAUUGAACAACAAGGCCGAUGCGACCAUUGCCGCGAAAUUCCCCCAACUCAUCGCAGGACCGACCAUAACAUCCACUGGUAGCUCGUCGGCAGCAGCUCGCGAUUGCCGCAACUACAACCCAAGUAUCGAUCGGGACCUGUCCAAUAGGACUCCAUGGCGUUUGUACCGCGGCAUCGCACCACCAGGUCUGACGGCGCAAGGCGAGCGCACUAUUGUUUUUGUCGGCAUGUUCUCCAAUCUGGCAAACACUCCUCGCUGCGAACUCCAGUGUCUAUGGGCGUAUGCGUAUCUCAAUGGACAUCUUGACAACAAAGACAACAACAAGACCAGUCGCAAGGGCAAUGGCAAAGCCAAAGCUAAAGCCAAUGGUGCCGCCGGUGGAGGUGGUGUCACUGGCUCAGGUGCAACAGGUAAUACAGUUGCAGGUGGUAUGAUAGGCGACUUUGAAGCAAUCUUCGAAGACACGGCCCUCAUGAGCCGCUACGCCAAACACCGUGCCCCCUAUGGCCACGGCAACGCAUUUCCCGAUCUCGUGUUCGACCAGUUGCCUUAUAUGGACCUGUUGCUCCAGGAUCUCGGCCUCAAGUACUGGCGCAAGAGUAAUUGGCUCAGCGAGCUUUUCGGAUCCUACGUCAGUUCGGACUAUGCUGGCGUGGUGCAGGAGUGGAUUCGGGCGAGAGAUUUGAACAACACUAUUAAAACGGACUGA
Exophiala dermatitidis NIH/UT8656 is the source of this 1914-nucleotide messenger RNA. RefSeq names its product dimethylaniline monooxygenase (N-oxide forming). The coding region runs from base 1 to 1914 and encodes 637 amino acids. NCBI's taxonomy places the organism in Eukaryota, Fungi, Ascomycota, Eurotiomycetes, Chaetothyriales, Herpotrichiellaceae. The record is from RefSeq and is a predicted model, not a curated record. The transcript is spliced from 4 exons.